AUGGCGGACAAGUUCGGACGAAAUGUUUGUAUGGUAACAGAGCGUAUUUUAUCGUUUCAAUAGUCAUUGAACCGUUUUAUCAAUAAUGGAUACCGCUUCUCCCUGAAAAUGUAAUAAGGAUGGUGAAGAAAAAGGGGAAACCUUCCAAGCAAACCAAGAAGAGAGCAGAACCUUGGUUGGUGGAAGAUGUUCGGGUCCAUACUGCCCUGCCACCCCAGGUCGAAGGUCAGCUCAGGUGUUUCUGCAGACUGUCCAUCAGCCAAAUAAUAUGGGUCACUGCAGUGACCCCUGACCUCACACUAGUGCGGAUCAAGUGGUGGGGAGAACCGGGAGAUGGAUCGAUCUUCAAACCUCUGAAUGUGAAGAAGGGAGAUAAGUCUGGAUGUCAGACAACUGCUCGCUACCCAGUGAGGUCCGGACCUCGUCAGUUUGCAGCCUAUCUGUCGGACAUGGGGGCCCUGACACUGGAGGUCAUGAGUGGUCAGCUAGCGGCACCUAUUGGUCAGGCAGAGGUUCCUCAGAUAGGGCUGCUGUCUGUCAACAGACCUAUCAAUGGAUUUUUCCCUGUGUUUUCACCAAACGAGGAGAAACUGGCCGAGAUUCAGGUUUCUGUUGUGCUGGAGCCUUUAAUGGUGUCAUAUGACAGCAUGGGCUCCAUCCCCACCUCAGACAUCAGUCUGGAAACCCAUACAACGCAGGAGUCCACCUACCCCCACCGCUACCAGCCACGCCCACACUUCAGUCAGCCUGUCAUGCCUCAGGAGGACCCGUUUGUCUCCCCUGCCUCCCACCUAGAUGCUGAUGGUCAGAAGAAGGAGAAUGGCUUGUCUCUUCCGUACGCUGCUGAUGUGAAGCAGAGACUGCGAUACGACGCAGUGGACACCCAGCCUGUGCAGGAAGGCAGCACAGUGUCCAUCACUGCAGGCGGUCAAGUGGUCACCACCAGCGAGAGUCAGGGGACCCAGCUGAAGUCUCUGUCUCCAACACACAGCCGUGUCACAAGCAGGCCAGGCGCUGCUGUUACCUCGGCAGGUGCCCCUUCCAGCAAUGUGCUGUCUGUGCUGCUGGAGCGGGGCAAGAAGCUACGGGAUGCGAUGGCGGUGUCGUCUGUUGACUGCCAGGACCACCACAAGAUGGAUGCAGCCGGAAUCAGGCCGCAGGACAUAGUAGUCCCAGAGGCCAAGUCAAUAAACAGGAGCAGCUCUACUGGAAGUUUGCUUAAGGAAAUUCUCCGUGCUGAGAAAGAUGCAGCUGGUGUUGCCAUGGCGACUGAUGACAUGAUGGCCAGUGACAUUAAUUCUAAAACUGUUGACAUGGUCGUUGGCUCUCCAUUGCAUAAAAAUGAUUUCAAGAUGUUUCAACUUCUGAACGGAGGCAGCCCAGGGACGAGUGUGUCGAGUGACCCCGCUGACCUGAGCGAGACCGGAGACCCAGUUCAGGAGGACAACAUCCUGCAGGAACUGUUCUACAGACACUCAGAGAGUGACGGCAGCGUUCUGAGCGAGAUGAGUGGGGAUGAGAGAGACAAGUCUGUCAACACCAGUACUGUCUCAAUGGAGGACCCUGCCAAUGUGAGGCCUCCAUCGAGAAGAUCAUCCCUGUCCAGCCUCUCACUUCAGUUUCCAGAAGAAGAGAAGAAGAAACCAAAGCGGUCCACCUCCAAAACAAGAAAGAAACUAAGAACAAGGGAAAAAAACAAAGGUUGUAAGGUUCAGAGGUCAAGGUCAUCGUCACGUUCCAGAUCAAGAACAAGAACCUGUGCUAAGUUGAGACAGAGAGCCAGUAGUGCUAGUGAUGCAAGUGACAAUGAUGUUCCAAGUACUCCGAGGUCGGAGGUAUCGCGUGUGUCCUUUGACAUGACACCAUCGGAUGUCGAUGAGCCUGUUCAAGACAAUCCCAGGUCCAAGACAGUGGAUGGUCUGAGUGUGGAGAGGCUAACGCUGCUUGGCCGAGUCCAUGUGGCACGGGUUAGUGUGUACUCGCUAACCUUGCACACAGAUCAGGACACGUCACUGGUCAGCAACCACAGCACCAAGACAAACAAAGGCAAACGAAAAGGAAAACCGCCAAGACCAACCAGCAAGUCAAAAAAACCUUGCACCUACUUCAUAGAAUAUCAGUUUCCAGUCGUGGCGACCUCCAGAGACAAAUACUCACCCAAUACGAUGGCAACAGAGGUCAUGAGAGUGGCUUCAAAGAACAUAAAAAAUAACGUGGUGACAUUCAGUCACCGGUCAGUUUUUCCCAUCAUGUUUGAUGGCAGCUCCAUUGAGAAAUGGUGGAAAUCUGCCCUUGUGUUUAAAGUCUUCUCCAGAGAGGCAGGACAGAAGAUUCCGGCACCUGUGGGGUCGUGUGGAGUGUCCCUCAAGUCCAUCCUCAAGUCGGAUAGUCUGUGCAGUGACCGGCAGCUUGAGGUCAGGGAGUCCAGCAGAAACACGUCCCUCAACUCCUCACUCCGCCACAACAGUCUGUGUGGAGUGUUCGGACAUCUCAAGACGGUGGUUGAGUUAGCAUCGGACCACCGCGAGUUUGCCACAGCUCUGGCUAAGACCAAGCUUGUGGAGAUGAGUGGCAGGGCCAAGAUUGUCCCCAUUCCCGAACCUGCUCCUCCCUCUUCUCAGACAGCUGGCAGCCUCAACUCUCUGCCUCCUCCACCAUUUGUGGUGCAGACCAGACAUGCAGAUUUUCCUGCUCAUUCAUUGUCUUCUCAAGAUAGCCAACCAAUGCCUUCAUUACAAGCUCAGUCAUCCAAUCAUGUUUCACAACACUUCAACGACAAUACCUCCAGCAUUGCUCAAACAUCAUCAGUCAACCACCUACAGCAACUCCACUCCGUCCCGUCUCAAGCUGUCAGUCAGCCCAACACCAACAACCAACCAGAACCACUGACCCUGCACAUGAUGUUGAUGGUGCCCAACGGUCAGAACCUCAGCCUACAGGGAGUGCCCCCAUUACACCUGGUCAACCGGCGCCCCAUGCUGUUACAACAACCUCCCCCUACAUCAGGUCCUGGUGCCCGCGACCUCUCAACACGGAACUCCUAUCUUGUGUGUCGGAUGUUCUGGUGUAACGAUGCUGUUCAUUCCACAGUCUGCUGGGGCACACUUCAGCCACAGUUCAACUUCCUGCAGGUUGCCCCUGUUCUGCUGAGCCCGGCGUUGUUGGAGCGCAUGAGGAACAACUUCCUGGUCAUCGAAGUGUGGGACAAGACGACAGCAGCUGGUGAUGACAAGCUGAUAGGUAUGGUGAAGCUGAGCCUCCAUCAGUUCUACAUGUCCUUCCGGGAUCGAAGAGUGGCUAACGCCCUUCUCAAGUCUCAGUAUCCAGUGAUUGCGGCAGACAACUACUUCGGCAUCACCGAUCCCUUCACCAGCUUCAACUUUGGGCAGCUCCGGCUGGUGCUCGCGAUGGGGUCGGCGGAACAGAUUGCAAGUCUACAGCGGGUCAAGCAGGAUGGAGAUGGGUCGGUGAUGAUCCCAGAGAGGCCACUUCACAGUCUGGAGAGACAUGACCUGGCUGCUCGUGAUGAUGUGAAUGGCCACCAUCCAGCCACAGAUUCAGCAGUGGAGCAUGUGUUUGAGGUUGUGAUUGAGGCUAUUCGGGAUCUCAAGCUGUUUGACAACAUGAUGUGGGGAGAGACGGACUGCUUUAUCCAGUACCACUUCCCAGCCCAGGCCCAGACAAAACCCCUGUCUGAUGUCAGGAGCAUUGCUCCUACCAUGAAGUGUUACCGCACAGCGACCACACUGUGUACACCCGACCCUACGUUCCACGAUUGUACCAGACACAAACUACAUCUACCUCAGGGGACCCCAGUCCAGCGGGAACUACUUACAGCAUGUGCUAACUCAGGAGGAGGAGCAGGAGGACUUCCGUUCGAAGUCUGGUGCAGAUAUUACCACCCCAACAUCAGGGAACAGGUCAUUGCUAAAGCCACACUACCACUUGCCAAGCUGUGUGCCAUGGUGACGAUGCAGAAGCGGGGGGAGCCAGCCAUCCAGAGUUUCUCUCUGCCGCUGUCUCAAGUCGCCACCGAGUCCCAGCUGGAAGACCCAGAGUCUAAAGCCAAGGUGAAGGACUCGGGGCUGAUGGAUGUCACUGUUAAUUACAAGGCCAAGACUCUCAAGACGGAAGCAGCCUCAGUAGGGCAGCAAGCAAUCCUGACAGGCAGCCAAGUGUGUGUGUCAGUGGGGGUGAUACGAGCCACAGGGCUGAAGUGUGCAGCAGAGAAGGUAUGUGACCUUGACCCUGGGAUGCAGUAUGCUUCAGAAGUGGGUGUCAAUGCCUAUGUCCGGAUCAAGUUGUCUUUUCUCACCAAUGAGGGGGAGAGAAUAACGAAGACAGUUGCCCGGACAUUUUCCCCCGAGUUCUCGCACUACCUGGACUUCCCUUGUCCCUUAUUGUGGACGGACUCGAAGAACGACGGAACCAGUCUGGCAGAACUCCUGGAAACAGGGGAGGCAACUUUUGAAGUGUGGCACCAGGUUCCCGGACUACAUGGAGGUACUGUCGGCCAGUAUGUACCGACCGGCACCGAGGCAGUGAUUGGCAGGUGUGUGGUACAGAAGACAGGAGAUGUGCUGCUGGGGACGACAACACUGAAGCUGGCCUCUCUCCUCACUCACAGGACAGGUCUGCUGGGCUGGCACCUGGUGACGACCCCGCCGUCAGGAUGGAGGAAGUCCGAGGACGGGGAGGGGUGUGUCCAGCAGGGCCUGCAGCAGGUGGGCGGGGGCCUGGAGAUCUCCAUUAGGUUUGCCCACCAGGAAGACAGGGAGAAGGUGAUCCAUGCUGGGCAGAGUGUGGGGUGGUCCCCUGCUCUGGUGGGCAUGGAGGAAGAGGAAGACUGGGGGACGGAGGAUGAGGUUUCCCCGGCUAGAUGUUACCAGAUGAUGAUGAGCGUGCAGGACGUUUGCUUCCCGGUACACAACGCUCUUCUCACUGGCCACACCCAACUUGAGCCAUCCGCCAAGUGCUAUGUCAGAUACAAGUUCUAUGAUAAAGUUGCUGUAUCCACCAAGCUAUCGGUGUUGCAACAGAACGAGGAUGGCUAUGCCUCCGCUACCUUUCGUCAUAAACACUGCUUUGUAGUGCCCAGGUCCAGUCCAUUCCACUGGUAUUUACGGGAGGAGAGGCUGGAGGUGCAGGUGUGGGUGAGCUACGGGUCCAGCAGAGACAGACAGAGUCGUCCCCAUCACCGGGACAAACUAGUGGGAUCAGCCUACAUAGAGCUGGGCAGCCUUGCAGACACUUCCAGGAAACAACACCGCCUCAGUGGUGUAUAUGCAGUGUUGAAGCCUGGAGCUGCCAGCCUUGGAGGUGCCUGUGUCCACACUCAACUGACCAGCAAACUCUUGUCCAGGGGCAUCACAGAGGCCUUGCAGGACGAUGAGGACAUGGUGGAGAAUGGGCUGUCAGAGGAUGACUGUGACACGGAGGACAGCUUCCAUCACCUCACCACAGGAAGUUCUCAUAAGGUGAAGGACAAGUUCCUCUACUCCCCUGACAACAGCUCUCCAAGGUUUGCCGUGCACGUCUUCAUCGAGAGAGCUAUGCAUCUGCCCCGUGUGACUGAGAAAAACAAGUGUGGAGACAGUGAGCCCAGCACCUAUGUGUCAUAUCAGACUGCGGAGAAGUCAGCCCCAUCCUGCACGGCCAUCUUUCCCAAGUCCUCCAACCCAGUCUGGGAGCACGAGGAUCACACCCAUCUCUCCACCGAGCUGCUGUACCAGGAAAGCAAGAACCUCGUACUGAAGGUGUGGCACAAACCAGCAGAGGCAGCCAAGCAGCCGGACAAGUCGAGUGACCGCGUGCUUGGGUUUGUGUCAGUGGACCUGGCACCGCUGUCAUCAGGGCUGCUGCAGAUCUGUGGCUGGUACAACAUACUGGACUUCACCGGGCAGUGCAAAGGGCAAAUCAAGGUGAGCAUUGUGCCGGAUGAACCACUGGGCCAGUCUCUGCAGCCAGAUGGAGUUCCCUCACAGACCAGCCUCCCCUCCCAUGUGUCCAGCAGCUUCCACCGUGUCCCUUCCCUCCACCUGCAACCAACAUCGCUCCCUGCAUCACUGCCACGCCUCCAAGAGCACAUGGCCAGCAUCAGGCAGCAGCUGCAGCAGAGACAGGCUGACACCCCCCCAGUGGCCAACGCCCAACACUGGCAACCCCGCUUCCCGGACCUCCCAGACCCAGCACAGGAUACAUCCAAGUCCUACCUCUUUACGUCACUCAGGAAGCAGCUGGAGGACUUGGACAGCAUCACCGCCCGGUUGAAGGAGAAGCUUGGACCUGACAGUGCCGCCAACGGAGAGAGACAGCCAGUGAGAGCCUCAGGGAUGGUCCUGACUGGUACAUUCGCUGGGCUGAGUACAAUACAUUCCGUGUCUUCACAGGGAGAUGCCAUGGAAAAUAUUGAGAAGGACAUUGCUGUGUCUCAUUCCUCUAACAUAGAGGAGAACGUUGCUGCGUCUCGUUCCUCCAACAUCGCUGCUGAUUCUGGAGCCUACUCCGUAGAGAACUCCUCCGAGAACACAGGUGCAGAUAGCCAGAGAAGCGAGCGAGCCAGCGUGUUCACGACACCACCUAAUCCGGGAUCUAGUAACAAUGGCUCAGAUUCGGGUGUCAACAAAGACACAAGCUUGACACUGAGAACACCCCGAGAGUGGCUGGACUCCAAUGGUGUUGACAGGCCACAAGUGCUGGGAACCUCUGCUAAGGACUUAACAAAUAAUAGCGAUAGGUUAGUUUUCACAGAAGGAGGCGAUGCUAUGGGUGAGUUCCUGAUGACAGUGGACACUCCUCGGGAUGUGCUGACUAACUAUGAGACCAGCCAGGGCUUUGUGCCAGGUCAGAUGCUGCCGUCUCCCAGCCAAGGUUCCACAGAGCCCAGAUCUCACACCAGGAGCCGUGUGGAGCAGGACAUCCAGGAGAGCAUCCAGGAGUUGGACUCUGACCAGGAUGAGGGAGAGCAGUUUGGGAACUACCACUGCUACCGAGAGAUGCUGGACAGUGAGGAGUUGGAAGCUGAUGAUGAGGGUGAAGGUGUGGAGAUUGUUCAUCCUCGAAGGAUCAAUGAUGUGUCUGGCAUCCUAGCAGGCUUCUACUCAGGACAGACAGGUGAUACCGAUGGGAGACUUGUCAGUAAUGGACAAAGUCAGGGUUUUGAUAAGCCACGAUAUGAAGCAGCCCAGACUGUGGCAACGGAUGAUGAAACGGUUCACAAAACACACCUAGGUCAGCCUGGAUCCAGGCAAGUACAGCAAACUUUCACGCAACAUUGUGAGAGACAUGACACAGAGAACAGUGAGACAAAGCAAAGAAAACGGACUCUUGUAGAUUGUUGGCUAUCUGAGACUGACGAUGUUGGUGGUGAAGGAGGAGAAACUCCUCAAGAAGUCAGUGACAUGGAGGACAUAGAUGAAGCCACUCCUAGAAAGAUGCCCCCAGCACGAGCUGGUCACAACACCUCAACCCUGUUGUCUAAUGUGGAGCUUCUUGACACUCUGACAUCCACCUUGGAGACGAGGGAACAGUCAGGAGAGGAAUUGGAGCAGCCACGCAGGCCCCACUCACAACGUCUCCUGUCUAAUGUAGACCUUGAGUCUGUGACAUCGUACAACACCAGCCACCGACCAGACUCGGGCAGCAGUAAGAUCUCAGGUCGAUCUUCUCAUCUCAGCAGCAACAGGAAGGAUGAGGACAUUGUGGAGGACACGGCAGAGGGGGACCUGGAAUGGACGGGGGACGAACGUCGAGAACGUUUUGACGCAGUGAGACAGGAACUGGAUGACUUCUUCUCCAGACAGAAGGAGACUGAUGGAACUCUGGAGGAUUCGAGCUUUCCAGCGCUGAAGCACUUGUCCCUGUCAGGUGACCUGUCCACCCACAGCAGCGGGCAGAACCUACAUCACACAAUACGGCACGUCCAGCAGGGCUACGACACCAACACCGACCUGCACAGUGACCGCACCACGGAGGACAGUGGGCUGGAGAGCGGAACCAAGUCAUCCCAAGACGAGAAAGAAGCAUUCUCCAUGUUUGAUAUCACUCACAGAACCGACCCCAUGCCCAACUUCUUUUUGCCACCCGAGAACCUCCAGGCGUCCAUGAGGGCUCUGCAGGCGGCCACAGCAGCAGCGACACAGAUGACACAGGACCCAGGUCAGGCAGCAGAGAGGGUUCAAGCCACCUCACAGUUGGCCCACAAGCUAGCUGCAGGGUCAAAGAUCAAGUUUGCACCUGUUUCAACUAAAGGGAGACAGCAUCCAACGGCAAAUGAAGCAAAACGAAUAGCAAAGAUAUUUUCUUCCAGAAUGAAAUAGAUAGGACUUUUGUUUUAUGAAGAACUGUGUUUGAUCACUCUCCACCUGUACUUGUAGGAACUAUAUGCGUGGUAAGCUGUGCAAUUGAGGAACAAUUUCUGCAAUGUAGUCCACAGCAAUGUAGCCUGAUUUCCACUUAAUUACUACAUCUAUAUUUUCUACAGCAUGGAGGUGGGUGGGGGGUGUUACUAUGUGUUCAUGAUGUAACACAAUCCUGAUGUAGACCCAGCAACUUAUACUUCCUCACUUUGAUAUUUCACUUCUGUUGCCUCAGGGUGUGUGUAUAAACUGUUGUGUGUAGGUUUGUCUCAGGGUGUGUGUAUAAACUGUUGUGUGUAGGUUUGUAUCCACCACUAGGGAACUGUUAUCUGUAGUAUGUAACGUGUAACUCUGUCAUCUAACUGUGUAGCUGCAUCAUGUAAUAGUAUUCCUCUACAAUGUAGCAUUGCUGAUUUACUGUUACAUUGUUGCUGUCAUGUCACAUUGUCAUUGCAUCAUGUAACAUUGUUGCUGUGCUGUGUAAUGACUUUGCUACAUUAUUCCAACUGGUGUAGAUCUGUACAUAGCACUGAUGAGAGGACACUCCAGUGUAUAUAAUCUUCUUGUCUGUGAUACCGUCUCUCAUCACCAUAGUCUUUCACACUAGUUGGCCUAUUUCCUGUCAUGAUAACAUGACUGUUCAAUAUAGUUGUAUGUUUAGAGGUAGGAUCUGCCCAUCUACUUAUGGUUAAUCUGUACAUAGGAGAUUGUGUAUAUUGAUAAUGUACAUAUGUCAUAGUAACUAGCCUUGGGGUAGUCUGGUGGUUAAAGCAAUCGCAUGUCACGCCGAAGACCUGGGUUGGACUCCCCACAUGGGUACAAUGUGUGAAGCCCAUUUCUGGUGUCACCCGCUGUGAUAUUGCUGGAAUAUUGGUAAAAGCGGCAUAAAACUCACUCACACACUCAUAGCUAGCCUCGCACACAACUUGACAAAGAAAGAAUGUAGCUUGUGCUGUUAACUUGGAUUGUUCAAUAUCAUGAAGCAUGAAGACACAAGAAGGAGUCCUGCCAUCACAGCUUCAGUAGUCCCCAGACAGACGCAGCCGGUGCACUUCCAGUCUACCAGGCUUCACCACUGUAGAGUCGUAUUUGUACAGAUCUGUGCAUGUCCUCCAUAUACUAAUAGUUAGGGGUGAAACGGUACAGCUAGGUCACGAUACGAUGCGUAUUCUUGACAAUAAAUAUUUCAGAGCAGGUUCAAAAGGGUAGGCUAGCUGUAGACACAUGUUGGUAGUGGCUGUUUUUAGUAGUGAACAUGAAACUCUAAUUACAAGACAUUUUGCGAUAUCUGACUGACAAAAAUGCCAGGGGGCAUUAAACGAGCAUUCAUCUAUUUCAGUAGGUGUACCGUCUUGUAUCAAUACAGAAAAAAAACGUAUUGUGUAUCGAUGCACCAGUGCACAGAUAUAUUGUUUCAUCCCUACCAAAUGUAUUUUGGAUGAAGUGGUAGCCGCCAACAGUAGGCUCAGUGUAGUUCCUGUCCCAGCUCCACUCCACUCCACUCAUCUCCUCUCCACUCCACUCCACUCCACUCCACUCCACCCAUCCCGCAGUGCUAUGGUUAUUGUAGUUAUUGUAGUGUGUACCACUUGUGGGACACAAGACGAGGGACAGACCCACUCAGCAUCCAUGCUGUGUUGUAGAUACCCUGUAUGCCCAGAGAGGGGGCAUGUAAUCAGCUGUUGUACUUCAUUAGCAAAGUAUCUCAUUUCAUGUAUCACUAGAAAUUUAGUUACAAAUCAUUGAGGACUGCAUACCGGGAAUAAAUUGUUAAUGUGUUUAUCAUAAAGGUAGUGAAAUCAGUUUAAUUAUUUUUUAAUGUAUAUGUUGUGCUUGUUUAUUUUCACAUGUUGAAAGAAGUGCCAUGCAACAUUAACACAAUGAUUUGUAAAUGUAAUGAACCAUGAAAUAGUUUUUCUCACUUUUAUACUGUAGAGAUUGUGAAGCGUGUAGUAUGUAGUGGCGCGUUACCCAGGUGGACGGACGCACACAGUUGUAGUUGUGUAUCAUCUCUAGUCACAUGACUGAUUCCGUCCAUACACGGCACCUCUGUCUCGGCCAGUAGCAUCAUAGCAAGGACUUACCUGUUGCAUGUUUGUUGAUGAUGUUGGGUCAUUAAUGUGCAGCCUGUUGUGCAUGUGGUCACAUGAAGGGGAAGAACAUCACACUGGCUGUUCAUGUACUGGUGUUUCAAGUAACAAGUGUUACCAUCAUUGGGUAUUCAUGUUACCAUCAGUUCUCAUGCUCAAAGUGCCUCUCAUCAAAAAAGCCCUCUGAAGUCACCAAAGAUUGUUGACCCCUUUUUUGGAGCAAAACAUGGCAUUGUUCUGUGUUUAUAUGUUUCAUACAACGAUCAAUAACAGUGUCCCUCAUUUGUAUUAAAUGUUCUUUGAACAAAAUGCUCCAGUGUUCUUGCAAUACUAUGUUUAUACUUAGUAUUGUGGAGAAACUACCUGAACGUCCUAAAGUGCCUCUAGUGCCAACCCCUACAUGGUAUAUGUACUUGUAUUCUGAUGUGUACGUGUGUUGUGUCAAUCUGUCCUUAGUGGGGAGACCUUCUAGCCUCUACACCUCUUGUAGUAGGAGAGACAUCCCUUACCUGUGGGUACAAUCUGUACAGCUCAUGCCUGUGGUAUAUUGUCUGUACAGCCCAUGCCUGUGGUAUAUUGUCUGUACAGCUCAUGCCUGUGGUAUAUUGUUUGUACAGCCCAUGCCUGUUGUAUAUUGUCUGUACAGCUCAUGCCUGUGGUAUAUAGUCUGUACAGCCCAUGCCUGUGGUAUAUAGUCUGUACAGCUCAUGCCUGUGGUUCUUUUGUCUGUACAGCCCAUGCCUGUGGUAUACUGCCUGUACAGCCCAUGCCUGUGGUAUAUUGUCUGUACAGCCCAUGCCUGUGGUAUAUUGUCUGUACAGCUCAUGCCUGUGGUUCUUUUGUCUGUACAGCCUAUGCCUGUGGUAUAUAGUCUGUACAGCCCAUGCCUGUGGUAUAUUGUCUGUACAGCCUAUGCCUGUGGUAUAUAGUCUGUACAGCUCAUGCCUGUGGUAUAUUGUCUGUACAGCCCAUGCCUGUGGUAUAUGGUCUGUACAGCCCAUGCCUGUGGUAUACUGCCUGUACAGCCCAUGCCUGUGGUAUAUUGUCUGUACAGCCCAUGCCUGUGGUAUAUUGUCUGUACAGCUCAUGCCUGUGGUUCUUUUGUCUGUACAGCCUAUGCCUGUGGUAUAUAGUCUGUACAGCCCAUGCCUGUGGUAUAUUGUCUGUACAGCCCAUGCCUGUGGUAUAUUGUCUGUACAGCCCAUGCCUGUGGUAUAUUGUCUGUACAGCUCAUGCCUGUGGUAUAUUGUUUGUACAGUCCAUGCCUGUGGUUCUUUUGUCUGUACAGCUCAUGCCUGUGGUAUACUGCCUGUACAGCCCAUGCCUGUGGUAUAUUGUCUGUACAGCCCAUGCCUGUGGUAUAUUGUCUGUACAGCUCAUGCCUGUGGUUCUUUUGUCUGUACAGCCUAUGCCUGUGGUAUAUAGUCUGUACAGCCCAUGCCUGUGGUAUAUUGUCUGUACAGCCUAUGCCUGUGGUAUAUAGUCUGUACAGCUCAUGCCUGUGGUAUAUUGUCUGUACAGCCCAUGCCUGUGGUAUAUGGUCUGUACAGCCCAUGCCUGUGGUAUAUUGUCUGUACAGUCCAUGCCUGUGGUAUAUUGUCUGUACAGCUCAUGCCUGUGGUAUGUGAUCCAUAUUACCCAUCUGAAGAUCAUGAUUUGUACUACUUCUGCAUUGAUGUGAUGUUCCGAGUGUGGGGUACGCUAUUCACACAUACACGUUCACUAUCCAUACAUUAAUCUGGAAGGACUGGUAGACUUGUGUGUCAGAAACUUGGCUAUUGACUCAGUUGUUAUCACUACUCAUGAACUUUGUUAUACUCCAUGUUCUCUAGACAUGUACCUGAUACAUAUACAUGCACCUGACAUAUCUGACGUAUGUUUUAUGUUUUGCCUUAUAACACUUGGUGCCAAAGUGUCUUCCAUUAAUAAAUAUACUAAUAUUUUGACACCAGUUGACAGCAGGAGUAUUGUAGAAUGGCUUUCAGAAUCAGACAGCAGUUUGUCCAGAUACAGCCAUUAGCACAACCAUGACAAAUUAUAAACAUAGUUUAUAACAGCUGCAUGUAGCAUCCACUAUUGGUCCAUUUUGAACCUUCAGAAUAAUUCAUUCAAAGUACCAUGGUCAACCUCUUAAUGAAGUUCUGAAGGUCAAUGUUGAACCUGUAGAUCCAGUUCUCAAGGGUACCUGCUGGUGAAUGCUGAACCUGUAGAUCCAGUUCUCAAGGGUACGCUGGUGAAUGUUGAACCUCUAGAUCCAGUUCUCAAGGGGACCUGCUGGUGAAUGCUGAACCUGUAGAUCCAGUUCUCAAGGGGACCUGCUGGUCAAUGCUGAACCUGUAGAUCCAGUUCUCAAGGGUACCUGCUGGUCAGUGUUGAACCAUUCAGAUCCAGUUCUCAAGGGCACCUGCUGGUCAUUGUUGAACCUUUGACUGUGUUCCAAGUGGGCACAUGGCCUGUGGUCAACCUUUUUAUGAAGUUCCAAAGGGUUCAAGAUCAAUGAUCAAGCCCUUAUUGACACAUCAGUGAACCAAAACCCCUGACUGAACAUUCUGACCCGAAGAUGCCGCCGCCAUAUAGAACUGCUGCUGUCAUCAGUGUCUUGCUCUGGACUGUCAGACUAGGUCACAGUCCUGGAGUUGCUAUAGAUGUAUUCUAUACAUGUGGUCCACCUGUCACAGUAGGUCACAGUCCUGCUAUAGAUGUACUUACUUUUGUACAUGUAGGAUGUAUUUAUACAUAGACAGGUAGAGUUUCUUUCUGUAUACAGGUAAAACAAUGACAUUUUUGUACUUAAUACUGUGUAUGUAUUGUAUUAUAGAAAAUUAAAUUAUUAUUUCAACUUA
Haliotis rufescens (red abalone) is the source of this 13290-nucleotide messenger RNA. RefSeq names its product C2 domain-containing protein 3-like. The record is from RefSeq and is a predicted model, not a curated record. The coding region runs from base 120 to 8318 and encodes 2732 amino acids. Gene Ontology annotation, biological process: centriole elongation; cilium assembly. Gene Ontology annotation, cellular component: centriolar satellite; centriole. The transcript has 44 exons. Lineage: Eukaryota; Metazoa; Mollusca; Gastropoda; Lepetellida; Haliotidae.